Molecule: messenger RNA, 3101 nt
Organism: Columba livia (rock pigeon)
Lineage: Eukaryota; Metazoa; Chordata; Aves; Columbiformes; Columbidae
Gene: NOC4L
Product: nucleolar complex associated 4 homolog
Exons: 15
Coding region: 75-1601 (508 amino acids)
Biological process (GO): ribosome biogenesis
Cellular component (GO): small-subunit processome; nucleolus; Noc4p-Nop14p complex
Source: RefSeq, a predicted model, not a curated record
GAACCGCGGACCCGCCCGCGGGCGGAGCGGCCGCCGGCUCCUCCUGCUCCCGCCCCUUCCUGCUCGCUCGCAGCAUGGCGGGCCCCGCGCUGGCCGCCGCGCUGGAGGCCGUGCUGGCCAACCGCGGCAACGCCAACCGCGUCUUCGACAUCCUGGAGCCGCUGGCGGGCCAGGACCAGGCGGAGGUGCUGAGCGCCGGCAGGACGUGCAGCCGGCUCUUCGGGGCGCUGCUGGAGCGCAGGGAGCUGUUCGUGGGGGACCUGCCCGCCCAGGAGGCCUCUCUGGCCGAGAACUACAGCGCCGAGGACAAGUACAAGAUCUGGAUGCGGCACCGCUACAACGAGUGCGUGGAGAGCUUGGCGGAGCUGCUGGGCCACGACGCCUUCCCGGUGAAGGAAUUGGCACUCUGCACCCUGAUGAAGUUUGUUGAGUUGGAGGCAAAAUAUCCGUUGAUCAAAGCAGAGUGGAAAGGGAGUUUAACUUUUCCUCGUGAGCUUCUGAAGGUGGUGGUUGAUGGCUUGCUUCCCGUGAACGAGGACGCCUCGCUCCUGAUCUCUCGCUUUCAAGAAUAUAUGGAGUAUGAUGACAUCCGGUACUUUGUGAUAAAGGCGAUCACCGAGAGCAUCGGGCAAGUCAUGCAGAAGACAAAAGAGAGGCCGUUACCGUUUUACCAGCAGAACGUGUUUUCCCUCAUUUCACCCAUUAACAUGCCGAACAAAGAGUCCGACAUGGUCAAAUUCCUGGUGAAGCAAGAUAACUGGGAGGAGCUGAAAGUGUCGAAGCUGCAGGCGCACAAGCAGGCGUUUGAGAAGAUGUGGCUCAGCUUUUUGAAGCACAAGCUGCCCACUGGCCUAUACAAGAAAGUUCUCGUCAUUCUGCACGACUCCAUCCUGCCUUACAUGAACGAACCCACCCUCAUGAUCGACUUCCUGACCGUGGCCUAUGGCAUCGGUGGAGCAAUCAGUCUUCUGGCCUUGAACGGGUUAUUUAUUCUGAUUCAUCAGCAUAAUCUGGAAUAUCCUGACUUCUACAAAAAGCUGUACAGUCUUUUAGACCCUUCUGUGUAUCACGUGAAGUACCGAGCCCGCUUUUUCCACCUGCUCGAUCUGUUUUUGUCAUCGUCCCACCUGCCCGCGUACCUGGUGGCCGCGUUCCUGAAGCGGCUGUCCCGCCUGGCGCUGACGGCUCCUCCCGAGGCUCUGCUCAUGGUCCUCCCCUUCAUCUGCAACCUGUUGCGGAGGCACCCGGCAUGCAGAGUGCUGGUGCACAGACCCGAUGGGCCGCAAGAUAUGUCAGAAGAUCCGUACGUUAUGGAGGAGGAGGAGCCAUCUGAAAGCCGGGCUUUGGAGAGCUGUCUCUGGGAGAUUCAGACUUUACAAAACCAUUAUCACCCAGAGGUGGCCAGGGCAGCCGCGGUGCUGAGCCGCCCGCUGUCUGAGCUGGAGGACGACAUCUCGGGGCUGCUGGAGCUCUCGGCGUACGAGCUUUUUGAUAAAGAAGUACAGAAAAAGGCUGCUGAUGUGCCCCUGGAGUUUGAGCAAAUACGAGGUUUGUUUGGGAAGAAAAAUGAUAUUUUUGCACAGCACUUCGCUUUAGAUUGACGUGGCCUCUUGUGAACGCCUCUGCACGACUGACUGAUCUCGGGACGGGCACAAAGCCCACGGGUUGUGCUGGGUGAUUCUGCCUUUGAGCAUCUCCAUGCGACGAGAGCUGGACCGCUGGGGAGGGUGCAGCCCUGCUCCGUGCCCUCCGCGCUGCCCAUGGAUGGACUUGUUCUGCCACUUUGUUUCUCACGCUUGUGUAUUGCUGCCUGAUAUUUGGGAGGGAUUUUUGGUCAGGGCAGAGUUUCCCGGCCCUGUUCCUUGCUGGGAUUCCAGCCCUUUGCUCCAAAGCUGCUGACGCUGCCUGUGAUCAGUGGCUGCACUGACAGGCCAUCGGCUGCCGUCCAUGGGGCUGCGGGGAAUUGAAGUCUCUACUGCUGUUAUUUUUCACGUGUUACUUUUAUACUAGAGCUGACAACCUGUUUGUACUUUGGUACGUAGCUGUAAACACCUGAUGAUACUCCAAUUAUAUUUUUAUAUAUGCUUUUAAACUCUCAUCUUCAGAUGGAUGUUUAGCUUCCCGUGCGCUCCUCUUAACGCUCCCGUGUUGAGGCAGCGAAAGCUCUGAUUUGUCCGUGAUGCUCAAUAAUUCCGUCUGUGAAGUGUGGCUGGUGUUGCUGUAUGCACACCCAUCUCGUGCUGUAAGGUUGCUUAAGUCAAAAUGCUCAUGAGCUUUGGAAAUGAGGAUAAUCCUGGUGGCUGCUGUAGCCAGAGGGGCCAAAUGAUGUGCAGUGGGAGGUAUCUCUAAUCCUUGAGUAUUUUUGUUUAACACUUUUUUUGCUUCAGAUUGAUAAGCAGCUUACUGGAGUAUGGCUUGUAGUGUUGUAGGAGCUGUGGCCAGAGUGUAUCCAGCUGCUAAUCAAGUUUUAGCUCGUCCACUGAUAAGUCGGUGGUUUGGUUAAUUUGGGUGUUUCGUGUAGUUCCAGAGUCAUGCAGAAAUGCCUUCUGAUAGGUUUUAUUGGUUUUUUCCCCCAAGCUUUUAAGUUUGAGAUAAACUCCUUAUUAAGGAUGCUGAUUAAUUCACUUGGGACAUUUUUUUUCUUAAUCAUUUUAAACAACUUACUGUUAUCUCAUUAGACUUUAAUUCUGCUUGCAUAUUUUGAAAUCAUAUUUUGUGGAGAAGGAUGCAGUUGAGAAAGCGGAGGCCAGGAAAUGUAAUUUCUGGCAGCCAAGUCUGUGUUAGUGAAGGCAAACUGCAGCUGUCCUGGGGGCUCUGAGGGCUGUGUUUCCUCUUUUCUGUGCUUUCUGGGAUCUGUGGUAGGAAGGCAGAAUGGCCGAGAUAACUUAAAAUUUGAGGGGUCUCAGGUCAGGUUCACCCAAGCCUGUAUUUCAGCUCUAAACCGUGUUUUCCUGUAUCAUAUGGACGUUGUAUGCAUGUGUUUAUUAAACAUUUUGAAGUGCUCUGAUGCUGAUGAGGACCACAUAACUACCUUUGAAAGAAGUAUGUAAGUUUAUCAUCUUUCAGAUGAAAUGAGUUAAUAUAUAUAUUUAAUAACUUUG